Molecule: messenger RNA, 2091 nt
Organism: Ascochyta rabiei
Lineage: Eukaryota; Fungi; Ascomycota; Dothideomycetes; Pleosporales; Didymellaceae
Product: Transcriptional regulator of nonfermentable carbon utilization
Exons: 3
Coding region: 1-2091 (696 amino acids)
Biological process (GO): cellular response to starvation; regulation of DNA-templated transcription
Cellular component (GO): nucleus
Molecular function (GO): DNA-binding transcription factor activity, RNA polymerase II-specific; RNA polymerase II transcription regulatory region sequence-specific DNA binding; zinc ion binding
Source: RefSeq, a predicted model, not a curated record
AUGUCGUCCCCGGACCGGGACGAUGCUUCUCCCUCGCCGGCACCCAGCGGUGACUACGACGAAGACAUGGCCGUUGAACAGAACCCGAAAGACCACAAUGGUGACGACGGCGAGCAGAAGAGUGCUAACGGCCAGACGAGUAAGAGCAAUGCCAAGGAUCCACUGAGGCCGAGGAGGAAGAAGGCGCGCAGAGCCUGCUUUGCUUGCCAGCGAGCCCACUUGACAUGUGGUGACGAGCGACCAUGUCUGCGAUGUGUGAAGCGCAACCUCCAGGACCACUGCAUGGAUGGCGUGCGCAAGAAGGCCAAGUAUCUCCACGAUGCGCCCGACGGCGCCCUUAUGCCUGGCGUUGGCGGCCACUAUCCCUACAUGAACGGCAACCGUCCUACGCCUCUUCCGAGCCAGGACACCCAGACCGUCUCCAUGGCUCAGCAGGGCGGCCACUACGCGCAAGCACCGCAACAAGCAUUUUAUCCACCCCACACCGCACCUGCACCGCUGCCAACGGGACAGGACGGCAGAAGCUACAGCCAACAGUCCCCCAUAUCGCCACCGUAUCAGCACUCACAUCAAGGCUCUGCGCCAAACGCGUCGACUGCAAUACCGCAAGCACAGCCGGCGCAGAUGCAGCAGUUUGGUGGACCCUUGUUUGACCCAAGUGACCCUGCACUGUUCAACUUCGACAUUUCCAGUCUCAACUUUGGGAACCACUAUGGAGCUCUCGAGUUCGGUAUGCUCGGUCACAUGUCGUCAGGUGCUGCCGAUACCCCACCCAACGACAACGGCAUGAUGAACUCACAGCAGCCCGUGAACAUGUACAAUCCGCAAAUGCAGGGAGGCUACGUAGACCACUCACAACAAGCUUCGAUGGUGCCCGUGAAUUCGAACAGUCUGUCAUCGGAUGAAUGGCAGCAGCCCAGCUCUCGGAACGGCAGCCUACAAGUCCAGACUCCACAUGGCACCCCUACGACUGCUUCCAUGGACCACAGCAUUCACCGCCAGGACUGUUUAAACGGCCCGCAUGCGUUCGCGAUUGGACAGGGGCCCGCUAGCCACCAUACAGCUAGUCCUGCAUCGACAGACGCCAACUCAGCCUAUGAAAAUGACAAUCCCUUGGCGACAGCUGCCUUCUUUGCUAAUUCACACCAACCUCAGCCUCAGCGGUCGCCAACCGUCAGCAGGCGGCAGGAUUCCCGUCCAGCCAAUAAUGCGCUGCAACCAGUUCACUCCAACGGUGUACGAAAACGACAGCGAGACACCAAGAGCAUCUACCAAGGCAUCACUAAACCUCAUGAUUACGUCAAGGGCUACCACAAACUCUUCCAAUUGAUUCUCAGCAAAUACUCGCGCCCCUGGGCCGCUAAAGCACAGGAAUACGUGCAUAAUUUCCGCGGCGUGCUGGUUGACGUACAUUCCAAGCUCGAGAAGGAAGACCUCAUCCACCAAGAGAAAGGGCUUCAGCGGCAUCUCCUCACACUGCAAGAGCAUUUCGCUGAAGUCGGCACCCCUUUCAUCAUCUGCCGUCGCUCAGGCGAGAUUGUGGGCAUGAACAAAGAGUUCACGAUUCUGACCGGAUGGAAGAGGGAGGUGCUCUUGGGCCAGGAACCAAACUUGACAGUGAACCAACACGGCAACCGAGACCCGAACGAGAGCGAGUUGAGCACCCAGACGAAUACCACGCCCACUAUCGCUGCCCAGCAAGCUGAGGGUGAGAGCGAACCGCAGCCAGUCAACAUCAUCCAGCUCAUGGAACCGAAGAGCGCACUGCAGUACCUCCAGCGCUUCUCCGAGCUCGCAUACCAGGACCCCAGGGGAUUCGCGCACCAAAGAGUCAACAUGCUGCGCUACCAAACCAAAGCAGAUAUCGAGCGCCUAGCGGAAAGAUCCAGCAACAGAGGUGAAGGAGACGAGAAGGUAUUCAAGCUGGAGGGCGGGAGCGUGCACCAAGGCGAGUCUGCGAUGCAGAGAUUAGGCGCAAAGAGUGGCAUGGUCGAUUGCAUGAUCUGGUGGCAUAUCAAGCGCGACAUCUUCGAUAUGCCGGUUUUGGUGUGCAUGUCGGUCAUGCCUGUCUUGGAUAAGGGCUUGCACUAA